AUGGAACGAGCUGCACGCUCGGCGAGCAAUUGGAACUCGCUGCUGCUGGAGGCACGCGCACAGAGGAUGGGUCAGCUGCCGACAUGGGACUUUGGCACCGGCAGAUUCCAGGUCGAUCAAGGCUCGCGGGAGUACUACUCGGACGCGCACAACCAAGCGAUGAAGAAGGAACAGCAUAUGCAUGGCAGCGAUAAGCGCGCUCGCUAUUGA
Mixia osmundae IAM 14324 is the source of this 210-nucleotide messenger RNA. RefSeq lists its product as uncharacterized. The record is from RefSeq and is a predicted model, not a curated record. The transcript has 2 exons. The coding region runs from base 1 to 210 and encodes 69 amino acids. NCBI's taxonomy places the organism in Eukaryota, Fungi, Basidiomycota, Mixiomycetes, Mixiales, Mixiaceae.